Messenger RNA from Carassius auratus (goldfish), 815 nucleotides. RefSeq names its product gastrula zinc finger protein XlCGF49.1. The transcript has 4 exons. The record is from RefSeq and is a predicted model, not a curated record. NCBI's taxonomy places the organism in Eukaryota, Metazoa, Chordata, Actinopteri, Cypriniformes, Cyprinidae. The coding region runs from base 94 to 780 and encodes 228 amino acids. Gene Ontology annotation, biological process: regulation of transcription by RNA polymerase II. Gene Ontology annotation, molecular function: RNA polymerase II cis-regulatory region sequence-specific DNA binding; DNA-binding transcription factor activity, RNA polymerase II-specific.
CGGCGGUUGCGCGUGACGUCAUCAGCACUGCGCCCGUCUUCUCCUGUGUCAACUGGAUAAAGACGAACAGCAAAAGCCCGAGGUUUGUCGAAGAUGGAGUUUGUGAAGGUGGAGCUGACGGAUCUGGAGUCGAUCCGAGUCAAAGAAGAGAGCGAGGAUCAAACAGACUUGAUAGAAGAGGAACGUCCAGAUCAGAACGAGGAGGAGGAGGAUCCUCACAGUUUCACAGCCGGAGAAACUUCCCCAACGGAGAAAGAUUCGACACACAGUACAGGAGCCAAGAAGUCCUUCCCCUGCCCUCACUGCGGGGAGAGCUACGAGUGUAAAGGAGACCUGAAGGACCACAUGGACAUCCACAGCGAGAGACCGUACAGCUGUCUGCAGUGUGGCAAGAGCUACACACAGAAGAUCAGCCUCCAGAACCACCUGCUGAUCCACAACGGAGACAAGCCCUUCACCUGCCAGCAGUGCCACAAGAGCUUCACACGCAAGGGAGACCUGAAGAAACACAUGAUCGUGCACUUCGGAGAGCGGCCCUUCACCUGCCAGCAGUGCGGGAACAACUUCAGACACCAGGGGAACCUCACCAGUCACAUGAAGAUCCACACCGGAGAGAAAUCACAGCGCAAUUACAGCGACAAGAAGCUGGCGCAGGUCUGCAAUUACAACAAGCCCGUGCUGUAUCACGUGGGAGACAUGCCCUUCAGAUGUGAGCCGUGCGGACAGAGAUUCAUCCUGUCCUCACACCUGAAGAGACACCAGAAGUGGCACUCGCAUUAGACACUGUGUGUGUGUGUGUGUGAGAGAGAGAGAGA